CUUUUCCAAACCUUUACCCUAAUGUCUGUUGAUAUUUCUAGUCUGCCACCCCACAUUAUCGAGCUGAUAAUCGAGUAUACGUCGGGCGUUUUGCGUGGCACAGUCCGUACUUAUGAUAAGAGUCCAACCGGCAUACGUCCGAGCUUUAUGCCGUUUCUCAGCAUUUGUCGGCACUGGCGACUUACUGCUCUACAGCUACUGUACCAGGAAGUAGUAGACGAGACGAAUCUCGGCUUCGCCAUGCUUACAGAGGAUCAUUGCUGGCUUCCAACGCUCCUUACUGCUGUGACUUCUGGUGCCGAAGGGCUUGUAAAGUCUGUCGCCAUGAAUCAUUCGUGCACCGAUAUUCUGAACGGCACAGUAGCUCAACAACUCGCAGCUGGCGCUACUGGAGACGCUGUAUUUCUGAAGCCAGUUGAUUUGCAAGUCAUUUUGACUGGAUUACCUGAUAGCAACUCUGAUAUCGACAGCGCUAUGGCCGCUCAGGAGAUCGCAAGGACAACUGCUCAGCUCAACAGGCUGUUUCCGCAUAUCCAAAGGUGCUAUCUUGGUAUGGAUAUCGGGCCACAGCAUCACCAUAGAAAGCUGCUAAUGGAGUUUGCUGCAUCAAUGGCAUCGAGAGCCGCUUCAGUUACGUUUAUUGACGCAUACUUUGGCCCUGGAGUCUGCGAACUACCAUUCAUUGCCAACUUGGAGAAUAUCACGCUUUUUGACUUAUCCUUGGGCGGGUCAUUCUUUGAGCUUUUAUACCGCAGCGCAGCAACAUUAAAGAGUAUUGAACUGGUCAAUGCUACAUCAGCCGAUUUUUUGCACCUGAUACAGCACGACGGAGGCAGUCUGAUCAUAUACCCCAAUCUUCAGGCCUUAUCGAUUGAACUGGAUGACGAUGAUGUCACCACCCGCUACGAUCUGCCACCAGGAAAGCCGUUUCCAGCUCUAAAGCAUGUCAAAUGCAAGCACCACUACCCAUUCGCCCAGGAUAUUCUCGUUGAACCCAAUACGGAGACGCUAGAGACGAUCACUCUAGAUAUGCCUGAAGCAUCACCCCCCAUUAUCACUCUAGUCGAUGGGCAUGUGCACAGCCAGUAUCCCCACCUACACUGCGUAAACCUUACAUGGGAUUACACCAGCGAAAACAAGUCGGAAGAGUGGUAUGAACAUGCGAUAACCUCGGAAUUCAGCAUUUCGUCACACUUGCAGCAGCUAAUGAUCGACUUCUGGUUUCUGUGGGAUACCGAUUGGGUGCUCACAAUACUCAAAGACUCUAUAUGUGCUGCCAACCUCCGGAUAUUGGACAUUACAACUGUGCGGUUCAGUUACGCUCAAGUAAUAUCACUCAUUGGCUUGCUCCCAAACAUCACCAAGUUGUCCCUAUGCCUUGAUGAUCAUCAAGGCAAUAACUCACUGGAAGAUGAGUACAAUCUUCAUUUGGAUGAAGUGCAAAAGGUUCGCGGUACUCACUAUCCACUUGGCAGGGAUCGUCUUUUUGAACUGGAUGUCAAUUUGGCUAUCGAGACAUCCAAUGAAGCUACAAUCGACAGACUGGUACUGCUUAUCUCACUUAUUCCAUCUCUCAAGCGAGUGUAUGUUUCAUACAGCCUUGAACCAUACCUUGGUGAUAUUAUAGAGACUCUUAUGAAGACACCAAAGUAUGCAGAAUUUGCAGACCACAUACAGAGUAUUAGCUAUUUCUUCAGAUAAAUUUCCAUCAAUAUGCACUUCAUCAAAU
Linderina pennispora is the source of this 1729-nucleotide messenger RNA. RefSeq lists its product as uncharacterized. The record is from RefSeq and is a predicted model, not a curated record. The coding region runs from base 22 to 1701 and encodes 559 amino acids. The transcript has a single exon. Lineage: Eukaryota; Fungi; Kickxellomycota; Kickxellomycetes; Kickxellales; Kickxellaceae.